GCAGAAGGCGAAGGUCCAGCUCUGAUAAAGGUAGGAAAGGGCUCCUGACGUCAGCUCGUUUUUUAAACAGAACAAGAUGGCGGAGAAGAGCGGGCUCAGGAAUCGGAAUCAUUUGGAACAGAAAUAUAAAUACGACGUUUUUGACGAAGGUCAGUACGGAGUGGAAGAUGUAGCACUACCCUGGCAAGAUGAGGAGCAGGAGGAAGAUGAUGAUGAGGAAGAAGAGGAGCUGUUCCUGAAUGGUGCUGAGGAGGAGGAAGCAAUGGUGGCUGGACCUGUGCAGGUGGUGCUGGCCCACGAGGACAGCCACCGGUUCGAGCUGGACGAGGCAGCCCUGGAGCGCGUUUUGCUUCAAGAGCAUGUGCGUGACCUCCACGUGGUGGUGGUGUCUGUUGCGGGGGCCUUCCGUAAGGGCAAGUCCUUCCUGCUGGACUUCAUGCUGCGCUACAUGUACAACCAGUCAUCCAGCUUCUGGCUUGGGGGUGAAGAAGUCCCCCUGACUGGCUUCACUUGGAGGGGCGGCUGUGAGCGGGAGACGACGGGGAUCCAGCUCUGGAGUGAGGUGUUUGUGGUGGACAGGCCUGACGGGAGCAAGGUGGCGGUUCUUCUUGUGGACACCCAGGGAGCUUUUGAUAGCCAGUCCACCAUCAAGGACUGUGCCACAGUGUUUGCCCUGAGCACCAUGACGAGCUCCAUACAGGUAUACAAUUUAUCCCAAAAUGUUCAAGAAGAUGACCUUCAGCAUCUUCAGCUCUUCACCGAGUAUGGACGCCUUGCCAUGCAGGAGAUCUACCAGAAGCCCUUCCAGGUGUGUCUCUUGCUGUGUUUCUAAUGCUGCGUUCCAUUUGAACUUGUAACUCAAAUUCUAAGUUCCUGGUCGGGAAUCUCGACUGGAACGCCCUCCUGAAGUCGGAAUUCUGACUCGUGAACUCUGAGGAAUCGACACAACCCCGAGCUCAGAAUUCAAGAUUGCUGUGGACAUGUUACUAUGGAGUUUUAUGCUCAAAACACCACAUUGAACUGAUAUUGCUAUCAAUUAAUCGGGCUAGGACUGGAUUACAUGCUUAGUUGGUGUGUGU
Molecule: messenger RNA, 1079 nt
Organism: Paramormyrops kingsleyae
Lineage: Eukaryota; Metazoa; Chordata; Actinopteri; Osteoglossiformes; Mormyridae
Source: RefSeq, a predicted model, not a curated record